CCCAACUCGGGCUCUGGGCUCUGCUGUUGUUGUUUUGAGACAGUCUCUCACUAUACGGCUCUAUAUAGUGUAGUCCAGGUUGGCUUGGAAUACAGGCAAACCUCCUACCGCACACAGUGUCCUGACUGCUGAAGAUACAGACAUAUACAACGCUCCAUGACCAGGUGACCCUUCCUGCCCAGAGCAAUGGAGCAAAAUGGCUCCUCUCGUGUGGAUUCUGAGUUUCGAUACACCCUCUUUCCGAUUGUUUACAGUGUUAUCUUUAUACUGGGGGUGGUUGCCAAUAGCUACGUGCUAUGGGUCUUUGCCAACUUGUACCCUUCCAAGAAACUAAAUGAGAUAAAGAUCUUUAUGGUGAAUCUCACUAUAGCGGACUUACUCUUCUUGAUCACCCUCCCGCUGUGGAUUGUCUACUACUACAACGAGGGCAACUGGAUUCUACCCAAAUUCCUGUGCAACCUGGCUGGCUGCCUCUUCUUCAUCAAUACUUACUGCAGUGUGGCCUUUCUAGGUGUCAUCACUUACAACCGCUACCAGGCAGUAGCCUAUCCCAUCAAGACUGCUCAGGCCACCACCCGCAAGCGUGGCAUCUCUUUGUCCCUGGUCAUUUGGAUAUCCAUCGUGGCUACUGCAUCCUACUUCCUGGCCACAGACUCCACCAACCAAGUGCCCAAUAAGGAUGGCUCCGGCAACAUCACCCGCUGCUUUGAGCAUUAUGAGCCAUACAGUGUGCCCAUCCUUGUUGUUCAUGUCUUUAUUGCCUUCUGCUUCUUCCUUGUCUUCUUUCUUAUCUUCUACUGCAACCUGGUUAUCAUCCACACGUUGCUCACGCAGCCCGUGAGGCAGCAGCGCAAAGCGGAAGUGAAGCGCCGGGCACUGUGGAUGGUCUGCACGGUCUUGGCGGUAUUUGUCAUCUGCUUUGUGCCUCAUCACGUGGUCCAGCUGCCCUGGACCCUAGCGGAGUUGGGCUACCAGACCAACUUCCAUCAGGCUAUCAAUGAUGCCCAUCAAAUCACCCUCUGCCUCCUCAGCACCAACUGUGUCUUAGAUCCUGUUAUCUACUGCUUUCUUACCAAGAAGUUUCGAAAGCACCUCAGCGAAAAGUUUUACAGCAUGCGCAGUAGCCGGAAGUGCUCCAGAGCCACUAGUGACACGUGCACGGAGGUGGUAGUGCCAGUCAACCAGACUCCUGUCGUGUCACUGAAAAAUUAAUCUCUGCUUUUUAAAACCAGACCCAGAGCCUUCUCUUUUAUGGACCUCACAGACAGAGCUGAGAGGUAAGAGGUUUCUGCCUGUGGCCAGCCCCUCCUUGGACCGUGGUGGACUCAUGUACGGCAGUUACUUCCUUGCAGAGAGCCGGUUGCUGGAAAAUACAGAACUUAAAUGUUCCUUUUCACCCAUCUUUGGGUCAACACUAGAGGAUUGUGGUUGAUGGACUCACCCAGAACUUCAGAUUGUGACAUCCCAGCUAGGGCCAGACCUUGGGGAGAGACGCUGAGCAGCCCAGUUCAUUCAACUGGGGCAGCAACUUAAAGUUUGGGCAGUGACUUCCAGGGGCUACAGGAAGAGGGGAGUGGGGUUGUGGGGACUCUUCACUGAUUGCGUGGAAGAUCUUAGGGGAAGCAAUCGUGUUUAGGAUGGUGCCCUCCUUUGUCCACCUACAGGUACAACAAGGUCCUUUUGACCCUUCCAAGAGGAAGUGGUUUGAUAGUAUCUCCUGACUGACCCCAGAAGCUAGGAUGGGAGGGUGUUUCCUGAGGCAGCUGAGUUUGGCCCAGGGCUGAAUGAGUGCUGAGAGGAAUGGAAGAGAGGUGGCUACCUCAGGACACUGCACUCUUCACUUCAGGUAGAGAGUGUCUUUUAAGGUCCUCUGGCCACCUGGUGGUGAUUUUUUGGCAAGUGUCUUAGUUCCAUCUCACACACUGUGCCCAGCCUCCCUGUCAGAAACAACUCAAGGAGGGAGAGAUUUAUUUUGGCUCACAGUUUAGAAGACUACAGUCCCUCAAGGCAAGGAAGGCCCGGCAGGGCAGCUCAGACUCUGGUGGUGGGAACGCCAGACGGAGGCUGUUCAUGUGGCAGUGAACCAGGAACCAAGACUGCACCUUAACCUGGAGGUGGGAUACAACCCACCCCCAGCCACCUACAGCCAGGUCCUACCUCCUAAAGGUUCCACAGUCUCCCAAUUAGAGAGAGCACAGCCCUGGCCGGUGAGAUGACAGUGCAAGGUAGAGCAGCUAACACUGCUGAUCAGAGUUUGAUCCCAGAAGCCACAUGAUACAAAGAGAGAACAGACUUCUGAAAGUUGUCCUUGGACUUUUACUUUCAUACUGUGGCGCACACACGCCCCAACGCCCCAUAUACAUAUAAAUAAACAAAUGUACAAAAUUAAUAGAAUAAAGCAAAACAAAUAUGACCCCAAGGGAAUAUACACGAAAUACCAGGUGUAUUCAAAAUACACCUGCUAUUUCAUUUAAGUGCGAUCCCCUCCUGCCCUCUGAGGAGUAUCCAGAAGCCUCAGACUCAGAACUCUGAGGACCGUUUCCUGUUUUCCUGAAUGUUGUCCUUCUUUAAAUUAAAAAAAAAAAAAAAAAAAAAAGUCCUUCCUUCCAGCGAGUGUCUCCUUGAAAUUGGGUCAGUUGCUUCCUGUCUGCUAGACAAGCAUGGGCUUGUUCCAAUAGGCAGUAACCUGUUUGGGUUUGGUGUGAUGGUGGUAGCCUGGACCUGGCUGAAGGGGACUAAGUAGCUAAAACAACAUACUUGAACUUUGACAUCUUACAAACUCAGGUUCAAGUCUUCCUGUGCUAACUGCUGCUCAGGACGUGGGAAUUUAAUUUUCUACCUCUUAGUGUUAUAAGCUAGGAGGUUCAACCUACCUCACGGGACUUCUGAGCAGUGUAUGUUCAGCUGACUCUGGUUACUUAUCCCGACCCUCCCCUUUCCUGAGAAUUCCGUGCCCUCAGUCCUUUGAUAGGAAAUGAAGGGUUGAGAGUUGGACAUCUGGAUUCGAGGCGCACCUUUCGGGGAGCUAUGACCGUGUUUAUAUGUGAAGUGGGUUGGGUGGCCAUCUAGGUGACUGGUAGACAAAUGACUUUUCAACAAGGACAGAUGUGUUAGGCCAAGCAGAGGCCAGAGAGAAACCAGAACUUGGCGAGAAGACACAGCUUCCAGGGGACAUGGGGCACCCACAAGUGCUUUCUCUAAGAGUCCUGGAGGAUUCUCUUGUCAAGAUUCUAUCUCUUUCCUUCCUGAAGCUCACUGAAAUGAGUGCCUAAUGCUUUCAAUCAAAUAACAUUCUCUGUCUCUCUGUUAAUAUGGUAUAUUCUGAAUUUCUCUGUCUCUCUGUUAAUAUGGUAUAUUCUGAAUUUCUCUGUCUCUCUGUUAAUAUGGUAUAUUCUGAAUUUCAUCAUCUGCAUAUCUCUCUUGACAUUGGUUUGCAAUAUUGAUGUACCACAGUAUGUUUACAUAAUAAACAUUUUUCUUUUCAAAUUUA
Grammomys surdaster is the source of this 3490-nucleotide messenger RNA. It is a transcript of the gene Ptafr, whose product is annotated as platelet activating factor receptor. The record is from RefSeq and is a predicted model, not a curated record. Gene Ontology annotation, molecular function: G protein-coupled purinergic nucleotide receptor activity; platelet activating factor receptor activity. The transcript is spliced from 2 exons. Gene Ontology annotation, cellular component: membrane. Gene Ontology annotation, biological process: chemotaxis; G protein-coupled receptor signaling pathway. Bases 187 to 1212 code for a protein of 341 amino acids. Lineage: Eukaryota; Metazoa; Chordata; Mammalia; Rodentia; Muridae.